Messenger RNA from Ixodes scapularis (black-legged tick), 2063 nucleotides. It is a transcript of the gene Nop56, whose product is annotated as nucleolar protein 56. The record is from RefSeq and is a predicted model, not a curated record. The coding region runs from base 366 to 2021 and encodes 551 amino acids. Gene Ontology annotation, cellular component: small-subunit processome; box C/D methylation guide snoRNP complex. Lineage: Eukaryota; Metazoa; Arthropoda; Arachnida; Ixodida; Ixodidae. Gene Ontology annotation, molecular function: snoRNA binding. The transcript has 10 exons.
GUUGCCUCGCGCUGCUAGCGCUGCCGCUGCGUAGUCAGUCAUAUUUUUUGUUGUUGUUCAUGAUAAAAUAUUUUUUUAAUAUUUUGAUUACAAAAAAUAAUCAUUCAACUCAGUAUUUAUUUAUAAAUAGUAAACUGCAAAAUCCUGCGCCUAGUAGUUCAAUUAAGAUCUUGAAUAAUCCGUUUGUGCGGCGAGUUUACAUCGCACCGCCAUUUGUAAUAAUCCGGAACCACAUGAAGCAAAUGUAUGUUGGCUGGCGGCGUGUUUCUGGCUUGUCUCCGGAAUUUUGCUAGGCCUUGCUGCACGCGUGGUGACAACUUGGGCGGCAUGAUUUUUCUCCGUUGAGGACAACCGUCAACAAAACCAUGUCGCAGCUGUACGUGCUCUUCGAGCACGCGGCGGGCUACGCGCUCUUCCGCGUCAAGGAGUUCGAAGAGGUCAGCAUGGCGCUGCCCCAGGUGGAGAAGAGCGUCUUGGAUUUGAACAAGUUCAAGUCCCUGGUGCACCUGAUCGCCUUCUUCCCCUUCAGGACCGCCGUAAAUGCGCUGGAGAACAUGAACUGUAUCACCGAGGGUGUUGUGCACAAUGACCUGCAAGUGUUCCUUGAAACAAACAUGCCCAAGGCAACUAAGAAAUGUCGCAUCAUCCUGGGGCUUGCAGACUCCAAGUUGGCAAUGACGGUUCAGGAAUGUCUGGGCCUCUCUUGCCAGCACACCGGAGUGGUGCCCGAGAUCAUACGAGGCUUGCGGUUGCAUUUCUACAAGCUGGUAGGCGGUCUGACAGACCAGUCGUCAUCCAAGGCUCAGCUGGGCCUGGGUCACAGCUACUCCCGCUCCAAGGUGAAGUUCAAUGUGAACCGGAUCGACAACAUGAUCAUUCAGAGCAUUGCCCUGCUCGACCAGCUUGACAAGGACAUCAACACGUUCGCCAUGAGAAUCAGGGAGUGGUACUCUUACCACUUUCCAGAACUGGUGAAGAUUGUGCCAGACAACUACACUUACUCAAAGGCGGCGAUGCAGAUCAAGAACAGAAAGGAGCUCUCCGAGGACAGCCUAGAGGCGCUGGAAGAAGUGGUAAUGGACAGUGCCAAAGCGCAGGCCAUCAUUGACGCUGCCAGAUCGUCCAUGGGGAUGGACAUUUCACCGAUUGACCUGAUUAACAUUGAAAUGUUUGCCUCACGAGUGAUUUCUCUGGCCGACUACCGCAAGGAGCUCAUGGAGUACCUCAAGACCAAGAUGCACGAUAUUGCGCCCAACUUGGCAACCCUCAUUGGCGAGACGGUGGGUGCCAGGCUUAUUUCACACGCAGGGAGCCUGACUAACCUUGCCAAGUACCCGGCAUCAACUGUCCAGAUCCUGGGGGCUGAGAAGGCACUCUUUCGUGCUCUGAAGACAAGAGGGAACACUCCCAAGUAUGGCCUGAUCUUCCACUCAACAUAUAUCGGCCGGGCAGGGACCAAGAACAAAGGCCGAAUUUCCCGUUAUUUGGCUAACAAGUGCUCCUUAGCUUCCAGGAUCGACUGUUUUAGCGACCUGCCGACUACCAUUUUUGGCCAGAGACUGAAGGAACAAGUUGAAGAUCGACUGAAGUUCUACGAGACUGGGGACAUUCCACGCAAGAAUGUGGAUGUCAUGACGGACGCUCUAGCUGAGGUUACUGCAGAGGCAGCCACUCUGAAGAAGAAGAAAAAGAAAGAUAAGAAGCUGAAGCUGAAGAAGGAGCUGGAGGACAGCGCCACUGUAGACACUCCCGCGAAAGAGAAGAAAGGGAAGGUCAAGCGGGAGUUAGAGCAAAGUCUCGAUGCGGACGCUACCCUGGACGAUGAGGAUGCCAAUGCCCCUCCCAAGAAGAAGAAGAAAAAGAAGAAACAUGCCGAGGAAGACAAUUUGCCCGCGUUGAAAAAGCUGAAUGGUGGUGCUGCAGUGUUGGAAAAGCUGAAUGGUGAUGCUGCAGAGGGCGAGGUUGAUGAGGUUGCAGACGCGCCCAAGAAGAAGAAGAAAAAGAAGUCGAAGGGGGAGUGAGUGCCGCGGUGGUUGCUCAAAAAGUAAACAGGUUUUAUCAGC